AUGGGGGACCGAGUGGCUUUGCUGCUGCUGCUGGCUGCAGCGGCCUCCGCUUUGGCCGUGGAGGUUCCUACAGAUGUUUCUAUGGGUCUUCUAGCUGAGCCCCAGGUGGCCAUGUUUUGUGGAAAACUCAACAUGCACAUCAACGUCCAAAGCGGCAAGUGGGAACCUGACCCUUCUGGCACAAAGACCUGCAUCAGCACCAAAGAGGGCAUCCUGCAGUACUGCCAGGAGGUGUAUCCGGAGCUCCAGAUUACCAAUGUGGUGGAAGCCAACCAGCCAGUCAGCAUCCAGAACUGGUGCAAGAAAGGGCGCAAACAGUGCCGCAGUCACAUGCACAUAGUCGUGCCCUACCGCUGCCUGGUGGGAGAAUUUGUGAGCGACGCCCUGCUGGUUCCUGACAAGUGCAAGUUCCUGCACCAGGAGCGUAUGGACCAGUGCGAGAGCCACCUGCACUGGCACACCGUUGCCAAGGAGUCCUGCGGAGACCGCACCAUGAAUCUCCACGACUACGGGAUGCUGUUGCCGUGCGGCAUCGACCGCUUCAGAGGGGUGGAGUUUGUGUGCUGCCCCGCCGAGGCGGAGCACGACGCCGACAGCGCCGAGCAGGACGUCGACGAUUCCGACGUGUGGUGGGGGGGGGCGGAGACCGACUAUUCCGACAACAGCAUGGUUCGCGAGCCGGAGCCAGCAGAGCAGCAAGAGGAAACCAAACCAUCUGUAGUAGAGGAGGACGAGGAUGAGGAGAUACCUGAAGAAGACGAGGAGGAGGAAGACGAGGAGGAGGAAGAGGACAUGCUGGACAACGACCAAGACGGAGAUGGGGAGGAAGAUGAAGAUGUGGUGGAAGAAGAGGAAGAUGAAGAGGAUAGAGACGACGACAUCAUUGACACGCUUGAUGAAAAUGAUGAUGCAGAUGAGCCCACCACCAAUGUUGCCAUGACUACAACCACCACCACCACCACUGAGUCUGUGGAAGAAGUUGUCAAGGAUGUGUGCUGGGCGAAUGCAGAGACUGGCCCGUGCCGGGCUAUGCUGCCCCGCUGGUACUUUGACCGUCAGGAGGGCCGCUGCGUUCAGUUUAUCUACGGCGGCUGCGGAGGCAACAGGAAUAACUUUGAGUCGGAGGACUACUGCCUGUCUGUCUGCAGCAGCGUCAUACCCACAGCCAUGCCCAGCUCCCCCGACGCAGUGGACCAUUAUCUGGAGACACCUGCCGACGAAAACGAACACGCCCACUUCCAGAAAGCCAAGGAGAGUCUGGAGGCCAAGCACCGCGAGAGAAUGUCCCAGGUUAUGAGGGAGUGGGAAGAGGCUGAGAGGGAAGCCAAGAAUCUUCCGCGCACCGACAAAAAGGCUGUCAUUCAACGUUUCCAGGAGAAGGUGGAGGCUCUGGAGCAGGAAGCAGCCAGCGAGCGUCAGCAGCUGGUGGAGACCCACAUGGCCCGAGUGGAGGCUCUGCUCAAUGACCGCCGCCGCCUGGCGUUGGAGAGCUACCUGACCGCGUUGCAACAGAACCCGCCGAGGCCCCGUCACGUCUUCACCCUGUUGAAGAAGUACGUGCGUGCCGAGCAGAAAGACAGGCAGCACACCCUCAAACACUUUGAGCACGUCCGCAUGGUCGAUCCCAAGAAGGCAGCCCAGAUUAGACCUCAGGUGCUGACCCACCUGCGCGUGAUCGAGGAGCGCAUGAACCAGUCUCUGGGACUUCUCUACAAAGUGCCCGGUGUGGCCGACGACAUCCAGGACCAAGUCGAGCUCCUGCAGAGGGAGCAGGCAGAGAUGGCUCAGCAGCUGGCCAACCUGCAAACCGACGUGAGGGUGAGCUACGGAAACGACGCCCUGAUGCCCGACCAGGAGCUGGGAGACGGCCAGAGUGACCUAUUGCCCCAGGUGGACAUUGAUGGCUUUGGCGGAGCUGACUUUAUCCACCCCGAGAGCUUCAACCAGCCCAACACCGAGAACCAGGUUGAGCCCGUGGACUCCCGCCCCGGCCUUGACAGAGGAAUUCCCACACGGCCAGUGAGCGGAAUGAAGAUGGAAGCCAUUCCUGAGCUGCGCAUGGAGAAAGAGGACCGACAGAGUUCAGAAUAUGAAGUUCACCACCAGAAACUGGUCUUCUUCGCUGAGGAUGUGGGCUCCAACAAGGGCGCCAUCAUCGGCCUGAUGGUCGGAGGCGUCGUCAUAGCGACGGUUAUCGUCAUUACCCUCGUGAUGCUGAGGAAGAAGCAGUACACGUCCAUCCACCACGGAGUCAUCGAGGUGGAUGCUGCCGUCACCCCUGAGGAGCGCCACCUGUCCAAGAUGCAGCAGAAUGGUUAUGAGAACCCGACUUACAAGUUCUUUGAGCAGAUGCAGAAUUGAGGAGAAUGUCACAUCUACACACACUCAUACACACACACACAUGUUCAUCUCCUCCCUCAUAUUGCACUCCUUCCUCCCCCACCCCUCCUCCCUUUACCAGACCCAUGUUUCCAAAAGGCGGUGUGGCUUAGAUCAUAAGUGACUGAAAUGGUCAGUUACGAGCAUACGGAGCGGAGCGACUGUAGUCGGUGUUUCUUUAAAUUUUUUGCCUGGGCGGACGCUAAGGCUAAGCCUGUUUGCACCACGUUUGUUCACUUUAUUGAAACAGGAUGCUAUUUUAUUCAAAAUAUUAUUAUAAUUUUUUUUAAAAGAGGUUGCUCCGUUUGGGCCUGCUGAUGUAUGGAAAAAGGCCCCGCCCAGGGCAUCCAAACAAAGCUGUCUUCUUUGCCUCCACACUGAUUCAGGGCCAGUGUAAAGUUGUGGGUUUUGGUCUUUUCUUUUUGGCUUUAGUUUAACGUUCUAUAAGCAAAGCUGACGACCGAUCAGUUAGGUUGUGAACGCAGGCCGGUCUGGGCCUCCUUUACAAAAAAAUUGUCGUCUCAGAGCACGUCGACAUAAUCGUGUUAAUCUUGAAUGAUUGAAUAAAGAAGGCAUAAGUCAAGCAACAUGAUUUGUCACAAAUAAGCCCCCCCCCCCGCCUGCCGCAGCACUUCUGCACUCUCUACUGCACUCUCUACAGUCUACACUGGAGUAUAAGUGAGUUCUUCUCCCUCCCCCCCUCCUCCUCCAUCCCUCCCUCCACCCUCUUUUCUUUGCGCAUUCUUACAACAGCUGGGCUGUGUUACGUCACACGAGGCUCUAAAGGAUCAGGAGACGCUGACGAUAAUGCACACGUUGAUGACAACGGUAGUAAUCGUGUAUUCCGAACGAGCUGUUUUUAUUUUGGAGUUUUUCUCUAUUGUUUCCAGUUUUGUUUUUCAAAAAAGAGUGAAAAUGGAGAAAAAAAGUCAACUGAUGUAAAGUCCUUUUUUUAAAUUCCGUGUAAUGUUCCUGGAGUAAUGCUGAAGUCUUAGCUGUUCUUAUGUAGUGCAUGACAAAGAUGACAACUGAAUUUGGAAAAUCAAAAAAAAAAAACAACCCAAAAUCUUAACGCUGCUCUCUCGAGAUCCUUUCUCACAUUUAGAUUGUCAUUCUAGCAAGAUUGUACAUUUAGUAUCUUCUCGUGAUCACGUGACUUCAAACAUUGAUGAAAAAAUAUAUAUAAAUCUAGAUGAACUGGCUCUGCUUUGACAUCUUGUAAAGAUACACAUUUAAAAGAGAUCUGUGAUUUUUGGAAUUUAAGUGUGUUCCUAGUUUCUGUUUGAAUUGUUCUUUUUGUAACCCUGCCAGUUUCCUGAAGCUGUAAAGGGGGCAGGCUUCAUCUUUGUACAUCCUCACUUUAUUAGAUGCAUUGUGUUAAAAUUCCUCAUGUGUAGAGGCAUUCAGAAAUCACACCUGUCAACUUUUACUUCUUUGGUCGGUGUUUGGAAAAAGGCAUGUUUCGGGGUUGGAAGUUCAGAGAAAUGAGAAAUCUUGUAUGAGGAGCAGGUUGCUAUUACUUUUGCUUGUGGGCCCUUUGUUUUUUUUGUUUUUAAAACAGGCCGGUGUUUUUUCUGUCAUAAGCCAACGCUGACUUUUUCUGGUUUUGUAUCCAAUUUGCUCUGCAGACUGAACAGGUGGAGUGCCAAGAGCAGGAGGAAAAGGGGGGAGGGAGGGCGAGAUAGAUGACUUGCAGUUCCGAUGGAUAGCCAGCCAGACAGGCUGUCUGUAUAUGUAUAUGUAAUGGAUUUUCACUUCCCCCUGCGCCUCCCCUCCCUUCCUCACCUUCCUUUUCCUUCAGGGUUGCUGCUCACCUCUCUGCCUCCACCACAGCCUUUGUCUCCUCAAAGGCAGGGUGCACAGGUCCACGUAUAUAUAUGUAUAUACAUAUAUAUAGGUGCUUACCAUCGAGAGUUGACAGCAAGUUGGCGGGGGGGAGCAGAGAUCAAAUAAGCCAAUUCAAAAUGGCAGCGUUGUUGGCAGGAAUAACACAUUCAUCCUCAUAGUCAGGUCAUUCUAAAGGUUUUCAGUGUAUCCAAAUUGCAUUGAAAGUCAUCUGCAAGCAAUGCUCAUAUAUAAAAUGGGGAUUAAAUCUGUGAUGAAAUAGUGACUGAAAUGUGCUUAAGGGGGCUGAGUUUGGGGUUUGGUUUGCAGAGGGUGUGCAUUAGAAGCCCAACAGAGGGCAGUAGAUUAGAAGGGGAAACCAGAUUUUCUUUGAUCAUUUUUUUUUUUUUUGUCUGUGGGUUAAAUAUUAAUUUUGUUUUCCACUGUGUAAUAUUGUGCAGGUCAUUUGCAUUGACUGGAAAACGCUUUCUACACUGUAUUCCAUAAUAAAGUUUUGAAUGUACAUAUGAAAGCUGUGUCGCUGGUUUCCUUGUAUUUGUUUGAAAUAUUUUUAAGAUUAAGAAUCAAAUCCAAAUUUA
This is a messenger RNA of Menidia menidia (Atlantic silverside), 4802 nucleotides long. NCBI's taxonomy places the organism in Eukaryota, Metazoa, Chordata, Actinopteri, Atheriniformes, Atherinopsidae. The record is from the annotation of a GenBank genome assembly.